This is a messenger RNA of Oryzias melastigma (Indian medaka), 690 nucleotides long. RefSeq names its product short transmembrane mitochondrial protein 1 (gene stmp1). The transcript is spliced from 3 exons. The record is from RefSeq and is a predicted model, not a curated record. The coding region runs from base 148 to 288 and encodes 46 amino acids. NCBI's taxonomy places the organism in Eukaryota, Metazoa, Chordata, Actinopteri, Beloniformes, Adrianichthyidae.
AUAGUGUAAAUUCUCGCGCAUGCGUACAUAUAGAUAACAGCGAAUGGCUCGCUGACUUGCUAGAUUUUGGUCUUUAGCGUUGAAUUAACUUGCCUGUCAUUCAUUUUCAGUUCUCGUGUGGAACUUUUUGGAUUGAUUUACGUCAUCAUGCUGCAGUUUCUGGCGGGCUUCACCUUGGGGAACGUUGUGGGAAUGUACAUUGCUCAAAACUAUGAGGUUCCCAACAUAGCAAAGAAAAUUGAAGCUUUCAAGAAGGAUGUGGAGGCCAACAAGAAACCACCAGAAUGAGCAACGUUUGGACCAUGUUAGAACAUUUUUAAAGAGAAAAUAUUUAUAUUUGCAGGUUUCUGGUGCAGUGAUGUUUAUGCAUUCGACAGGAUAAGUGUGUAAAACAGGGCCUUCAACAGUAUUUGUUCAUUCCCAUUUUUUUUUUUAAAAGUUUUUUCUGCAACUAUUGCCUAUAAUAGACUGAAAGUUUAGAAAAUGAGUGUGGUCCCUUUAGGAUGAUGGUAAAAAUAAAUGUUGGCUUUUUUUGUCACUAAAAACAUCUGCAGUAAAUUCUGAAGUGCUUUAUAUUUGCCAAAAAGUUGUAGAAAAAGUAACUUUUCAAACUCUAAAUUUGUCAACUGCCAAACAUUUUUGUCAUAGCCCAUAACUACACACUUUGGAAUAAAAAUGUUGAUAAUGUAA